AUGAAACAGUCACUCAUUGUUUUUGUCAAGUGUCAAGUCAAUCUGACAAUAAAAAAAUGCGAAUUGCAAAUUCAAUCCAAUCUCAAACAAUUUCGUUGACGGCUGACGAGUGAAAGCAAUAAUAUUGUUGGAUAACUGCGCGGUGUUUACGUGACAAUGCCAUAAAAUAAAAUACUGUUUUUAAAUUUGUAUUAGUAUAAUUUGAUUAUUAUUUUCAGUCAAGAUGAAAUUCUUUAACGUUUUGAGUUCUAGCAUAUUUCAAAUUCUUUCAUUUAUCUUUGUUAUAAGUUAUCUUCUCGGUUUUCUAAAUUUACAUUUCAGCGACAAAACUAAUUACUGUGUUAUGACUUAUAUGUUUGAAUAUCCGCAGUUCGUGCGAUUAUCCGUGCCAGAAAACAAGAUUUACCCCCAAUAUGGAUUGUAUGCAUAUAGUGAAGGGCGAUUUACUGAAAAAGCUAGGAAAAUGUGGUUUGAUGGUGUACCAGUAUUGUUUAUACCUGGGAAUUCUGGCAGCCACAUGCAGGCCAGGUCACUUGCGUCUGUAGCAUUAAGGAAGGCCCUCACUAAGGGCUAUCAAUACCACUUUGACUUCUUCACACUCAGUUAUAAUGAAGAGUUAUCUGGCAUCUACGGUGGGGUGCUUCAGAGCCAGACCAGGUUUGCAGCAGCCUGUAUAUCAAAGAUUUUAAGUCUAUAUAAAAGUAACAAGUACACCAAGACUGUACCAACUUCCAUCAUUCUCAUUGGACAUUCUAUGGGAGGACUUAUAGCUAAACGUCUUUUAGCAUACCCGAGUACGCUUGACACGACAGCUUUAGCCAUUACUUUGGCGGCUCCUUUAGAAGCGCCAGUUGUCAAUGUAGACGCCGCAAUGGAUGACUUUUACAUGCUAAUGGACUUGGAAUGGAAAACGUACAUUCAUAAUCACCCGUUUAUGAAAGAGAAAAAGGUCUUGAUCAGCUUUGGGAAUGGACCGCGCGAUCUUUUAAUGCCGUCUGGUCUGACGUCCUCAAAUGACAGCUUCAUUAGUGCUUUGACGACCUCUGUGCCCGGUGUAUGGGCAUCCCCCGAUCACGUAUGCAUUGUCUGGUGCAAACAAUUAGUGAUGGUCAUCAACAGAUACCUUUUUUCUAUCGUUAACCCGGACACGGAACAAAUUGUUGAAGACGGACAAAUAUUAAAGUCGAGAGCAAUACAGUUCUUUAAGGCGAAUCGAUCUAUGACGUUGAGUCCGGAGAUACCGCGUGCUAAUGUAACUAUGAUGGUGGAUGCUUUCUGGUAUGAGGACAACAGGAGGAUGUACACAAUAUCAAGGCCGCAGAUUGAUAAAAUGACAUACUUAAUGAUACGACUGGUCUCGUUUCCACAAAAUCGAUUCGUAGCUAUCGAAGCCGUCAACGUGGAAGACAGGGACUGGGUGUUUGGAUGCAAUGCUAAAUAUUCAUACAAUACGUACAGAUACUGUAGAGACGCAACAUCAUUAUCUGAAUUGAGCCGAUGGACAGGGGCUGCCGCAGACAACGGCAAACGUAAACUGGCCACGAUCAAUUUACAUAAAAUUAAAGAAGCACAUCCCGAUUGGUCACAUGUUGUCGUCAAAGUAUCGCCUACAAGGAAACCGAUCAUAUUAAACGUGGAUAUUAACGACCAUGCGUCACGAGUAAUAGAUGUCGAUCUUCAAUAUCUCUGGUGGUUCGGAAGAUACCAGAUCAUAUCGGAGACGGAACGCGAAAGCCUGUACUACGAGCUGACACUAAGGAACUUUAACACUGUUCAUCAAGCAUUUCUAUUGUAUGUAGAACCUACGCCGAGUUGUAAGGCCCAGUACCACGUAUCGGCUGAACUGCAUGUACCUUGGGCUGAAAAUCAUGAAUAUUAUCAUUAUUUUACUCUCUUAAAACAGUCUCCAAUGAAGUUAAGAUUAUUCAAAACUAAUCCGAACGUAACAGACAGUUUGGAAGUGACUGAACAUCCAAAGAUAACAUUACUAUUGGAUCCACAAUGUACGUACAGAAUAAGCAUAUCUCAAUCCUGGUACCUCCGCCUCGCGCAGAUGGCUCGCAACUACAGCCCCGUUCUCGUGCCUUACAUGACAGCGAUAGUGUUGCUAGCGGCAAGAAGCAAUCUCCUACAGUUGAAAGAAAAGGGCGCGUGUGUGUCAUUACAUAGUGCGCUUAUUAGUGAAGGUGUCAAGCCUUAUUACGCUUUACUGUAUGCGAGACUUGGUGCUGUUAUAUUCUUCUCCAUUCCAAUUUUCUCAUUUAUAUUUGAGAAUGCAAGCUGGAAUAACCUUGAGUUGCGCUACUUCAUAAAGUCUCUGCUGGUGUUGCCAGCUUAUUUGACUGCCUUGGGAAUAUUGCAAAUUGCCGCGGCAGCUAUCGUGGCAGUUAUGGUGUUCUCUUCACAAAUAGCACAUCGAUUAUUAUUUCGAAUAAUGUGUCGCGGCGGGCCGGGGCUGGCGGAGAAGAUGGCGGCGGGGCUGCAGAAGGUCCCGAUGCUGGUGAGCGCGGCGCUGCUGUGCGCGGGUCCGCUGGCCUGCGGGGCCGCCGCGCUCGUCGCCGGCGCCGCCUUCUAUGCGUUCAUGCUCUCCAAAAUGUACGAAGAAUACUUAGAAGACUACGUCUAUAAAUUAAUGGCGAAAAUAUUUGCAAGAGUGCGUCGUAUAUUUAGAAGCAAAAAACCAAACAAGGAAACCGAAUCCGAACCUCCGAAAGCUAGUACAUCUAGGGAACAACUCAACGAUGACAGUAAUAGACAAACAAAUGGCAAAACAGUCAAUGAUUCUAAAGACAACGUUGCCAGUGAAAAAAAUAAGUGUGAAUGUGAUACCACAAGCAGUGAGCCAAAUAAUGAUAAUAAUAAAGUGAAUGAUGAAAGUGGUGAGAAGCCUUGUGACGAAUCAGAAGAUAAACAUGCUGAGGUCGAUGAGGACCUCAGCUCUUUAAAUUUCCACAUGAUGAUGUUCUCAAUGUGGUUAGCUGUGACUCUAGUCAAUGUGCCAGCGUUAUUAACGUGGGCUAGGAACUUUUCAUACAGUAUGGUGUUAAAACCUGAUACAUCCUACCACACAGGUCUUGUUAUGUCGGCUUGCUCCACUUGCGUGUGGCAGAUGAAUUUACCAAGAAGAAAUUUGAGACACUAUGAUUCUGUAGCAGCUUUAUUAUUUACGAUGGCAGUAUUUUUAUUAGCCCUGGGUCCUCUUUCACUCACUAUCGUCAACUACGGAGUUACAUUCAUGUUUGCUGUCAUAACACUGCAGCAAGUUUUUGAUAAAGAGGAAACAGUGCCAUCUAUUGACAAGAACAAAAAUGAAGAAAAGACUCCGACUAAUGAACAAAACCGGGAAGAUAAUGCGGAGAAUAGAAACUGUGAUGAUGAUGAUGAGUUUAAAAAAUUCUUAGAAAGAGAAACAGUACGAGGCCCCGAUUUAAAACUUGAUGAUUGUGUUGUGUGCACUAGUAGUAAAAUGUACAGAAUAUUCAAGAAUAUGAAGGAUAAAUUCAGUGCUACUGAAAAUUUAUAGUUGUGAGUUAGACCUAGCCGUUUAUAUGCCUUGAUCUCUUAUUGUACAUUUGUCUGUAUCCUCGUGAAUGAUGUAGCUCCUUUUGGAAAGUUUGAACGAUAUUUUAAUAUAUCAUCUAUUUGUUCAGUAGUCAUAGAACCAGAGUUUUUAAAAAAUUACUUGCAGUGUGACCGCAUCUGACAAAUACAAGCCUUGUUAAUAUUUUUGUAUCAUACCCUAUAAGAUAGCUAAUUAGUGGGGAAAAUUGUAAUAGACUGAUAUCUUAGGUACUUGAUUACGGGUAUAUUAAUUUAAUUGAAACUUAUGUUCUUAAAUAUGUUAAUAGACAAAUCAAUGGUGUAAUGUAAUUUGUCAAUAGAUGCGGUCAUACAUUGUGUAAUUGAAUUAGGAUUUUGUUAUUAAAAAUUCAGCAAUAACUCUCGAAAUUCAAGUCUAAGAACGAAAAUUGCCUUAAAGUAAUUAAUGUUAUAUGAGGCUUUCUAUCUAUAGGACGUGUAUUUUAAUACGUAUUUUUUUGUUUAGUGGACUCAUUCCUAAUUACAGCUAUUCGUCGAGAUUACUAUAUUCUAGUUUUUUUUUAUUUUGUUUUUUACUAAUCUGUAUAAAACUAAGCCAUGAUUAUUAAAACAACGCACUUUCACUUGGGCUAGUCAAGGAUGUUUGUAAGAAAAAUGUUUAUUAAAAUGUUAACCUAAGUACAGACAUUAAAAAUUAGGUUGUUUUUUACAAUAUACGUGAACCAGUUGCUCUUGGUUUGUAUAAAAAAAAAACAUUAGAAUGCCCAUUUCAGCAUUCGUUUAAAUCAUAUUUUAGCCAAUAGUCAAUGGGAGUUGUGAAUUGUACAAGUACACACAGUUUAAUGUAUUGAAUUGUAUUAAACUGCAUAAUAGUCCCCCACAGCAUGGUCUAAAAGAUGCUUAAUUUUAUUGAUAAUACUGUAAUAGAAAAAAGAAAAGAAAUUUCAAAAGGUGUAGGUAUAUGUAAAAGUCUAGGUGCCUUAAUGCAUUUUAAUAUGACCCAUGGUUUAGUUAGAACAUAGGGAAAAUUUAUAAUAGCUGUUCCAUUUUAGCUUCAGAUGUCUUCCAAUUAAUCUUGCACCACUUCCAAAAAGUCAAUUUAUCACAUCUUAAAAGCACAAAAUAUUUAUAAUCAAUAAAUUAAGAUUUUAAUCAUGAAUGCAAUAUCUUAUUGUGUAGUAGUUUUAACUUUAUAUACCUUAAAUUGGUAAAUGGGACUGGUGUGAUAAAUACAAGAAUUUUAUUAAUGGUUUUAAAAUGAUAUUCAAAAUUAACUAAUUGAUUGUUGUGUCUCAACUGUUUCAUAAAUUGUAAGACAGAUGUUUUCAAAUAAAAAAAAAAUAACACAUGUGACAGGACUGCAGGUAGUGAUCCAUUUUCAAAAUUAAACUUUAUUCACCCCAUCAGUCCCAUUUACCCUGUUUACCUUUAGUAAAGAAAAUACUAGUCUAAAUAAAUUUGUAGCAUAAUGUAUCUAAUUUAAAUAAGUAAAAUGUGUAUGAACUCAGAUAAAAUAUUAACUGGAAAUGACUUGUACAGUACACUCACAUAUCUGAAAGGUGCUUUAAUGAUGAACCACCAUAGUCCAUAUUUUGUGGUAAUAUUUUUUAUUUGUUACCUAUACUUUAUUUUAACAUAAAGUUAGACCAUUAUAAUAUUUUUUCUCAUAAUUUACAUGUAUGUACACCUAAAAGGCCUUUUUUUUUUAAUUGCUGCAACUUAUAUUGCUUGUAUAAAUAUGUUAUAUUUAUAUCUGAUAUUUCAAAUAGAAAUUUAUAAAUGUCUUAGGAAAGGCCUGCCAGGAGAAGUAUAAAUUUGAUAUAGUAAUAAAACCAUUAUGAACC
Molecule: messenger RNA, 5384 nt
Organism: Trichoplusia ni (cabbage looper)
Lineage: Eukaryota; Metazoa; Arthropoda; Insecta; Lepidoptera; Noctuidae
Gene: PGAP1
Product: GPI inositol-deacylase
Exons: 17
Coding region: 224-3523 (1099 amino acids)
Biological process (GO): GPI anchor metabolic process; endoplasmic reticulum to Golgi vesicle-mediated transport
Cellular component (GO): endoplasmic reticulum
Molecular function (GO): phosphatidylinositol deacylase activity
Source: RefSeq, a predicted model, not a curated record